Messenger RNA from Exserohilum turcica Et28A, 1311 nucleotides. RefSeq lists its product as uncharacterized. Gene Ontology annotation, cellular component: cytoplasm. Lineage: Eukaryota; Fungi; Ascomycota; Dothideomycetes; Pleosporales; Pleosporaceae. The coding region runs from base 4 to 1311 and encodes 435 amino acids. The transcript is spliced from 3 exons. The record is from RefSeq and is a predicted model, not a curated record. Gene Ontology annotation, molecular function: metal ion binding; indoleamine 2,3-dioxygenase activity; heme binding. Gene Ontology annotation, biological process: 'de novo' NAD+ biosynthetic process from L-tryptophan.
AAAAUGACAAAUCGCACCAGCAGCAAGACAGCUCCUGAACUCAAGGCCCUCGACAGGAGCCAUGAGACUGGAGCAGCCUUGUCCAGAUUGGUCGAGGCUGAUGGCGCUGGCAGCUGGCCGCCAAGAGCCAAUCACGGCAACUGGCCUAUUGAACUUCUCCCAUACCACGAGAUUUACAUGGAUAUGGUCCCUUUCUUGUCCUCGGGAAGCCCUUCGCUCGACGACAACGUGAACAUUGAGCGUCGGGAUCGGUUCCGAUCGCUCAUGAUUAAGAAAGUAAAUGAGCGUGUUGAUAUGGCCCGCGUCCAUGGAAUUCUUACGUCGAUCGAAGCUGGCGACUGGAGUGGGUGUUCUCGCGAAGCUUACAAUGGCUUUUAUUGUUGCAUCGGUGUUUUGCGUCAUGCCUACCGCUGGGCAAUUAUCCCAUCGGUCAAGGUUGCCCAAGAAGAGAAGAUUAUUGAUUUCCCUGCCCAAAUCGACAUCCCGUGGGUGUACCUCCAACGAAAAUUUGGGUUCGAGUCUGAUAGCGGCAACAACACAUCCAACGUCCUGCAUAACUUCAAUGACAAGGGCGAGCGGGCAUAUAAAAUUAACCAGGAUGUCUCGGAGAUUGUUACAGCAACCGAGGAUGCAUUCUUCCGCAUUUUCUACGAUGUAGAAGUUAUGGCUUAUCCAAUGUAUCAAGCUAUGGUCGGAGCCAACAUUGCCUUCGAGCAGGGCAAUAAAGUAGAAUGCCUGAAUCAUAUGCGAGAUAUUAACAUCCAGCUACGCCAGCUCCUCAAAGUCUUCUACCAGAAUCUUGUCGAGUCUCGCGUGGCCAAGGGAGUGUGGCUCGGCUACUGCCAAAGCUUUCAGGCCUGGGGAGCUGGAAGAAUGAUCGACGGCGAAUAUGUAGAGUUCGAUGGCGUCUCUGGAAGCCACAACCUCUGCUUCAUGGUCAUAGAUGCCUUCUUGGGAAUGGAGAGCUAUAUGACCGAGCAAAACAUGCGCCGGUACAUUCCCCAUAACCAACGAGCGAUGAUUGCGACGUUUAGGAAGUACUCGUUCUUCACAAAGCUCCAAGCCGACAAGGACAAGGAGAUUUCAGACGAGUUUUGUAAGAUCAUUCAACAUCUGAAUGUAUUUCGCUCAGCUCAUAGAGCUCGUGUAAUGCCAUAUCUAGCACAACCAGCCCCAGAGCGGAUAAUGAUGACUGCUGGGAAGUCGCUCAAUGAAGCUACCAACGACGCCUCGCACCUGGAAAUUUUAGAUAAUAUGCUUGUUUCAAGGCUGAAAGACACAAUUGUCAUGGCGAAGCAACUGCUGGUAUAG